AUGCCGGGCCCGCAUAGACCAAUCGGGCCUCCUAUGCAACAAGGGCCUCCAAUGGUUCUAGGUCCACCAAGACCGCCAGGACCUCCAAUGCCACCAGGGCCGCUUGGACCCCCAGUGUUCCCUGGAGCACCACCGAUGCCAGGACCACCCAUACAACCGGGGCGGCCUCCAUGGCCGGGAGGACCACAAAUGCCACCAGGGCCGCCAUUCUUUCCAGGACCCCAGUUUCCUAGUCCUCCGAGGCAACCGAACGUUGAGGAAGAAGAACCGUGUGAGCCAGAAGAGACGGUCACCACCACUCCCAGACCAAGGACGAAAUGCACGACUCUCGUGCAAUCGUCUUGCUUUGAGGUCGACGGUCAAGGAUUACCGCUGAAAGGCUUUAGAGCUGCAACAUCGGGAAGGGCUGAGAGUAUGAACCGAAACGCCAUAACGGCCAAAAGGUUCGACUCGAAAGCGUACUUCCGGAAGCGUCCGGUUGUUACCGCUAAGCCUCCCGCAAAAGGUGGUGGAAAGAACAACGCCAGUGAAACGGACAUCAACAGAAAUGAAGGCGACGACAUUAAUGCGAACGAUUCCAGCUCAGUCGGACGGAAGAUCUUCGGCAGCAAAAGUUUCUUCCGUGGAAGACCUGGGGAGUCAGAUUCGAGCAACAAAACAUUUGGAGAGAAGGCAUUUUUCAGAGGCAAGAGCUCAGGCGGUUUGUUUUCCGGCGGAGCCUCAGGCAAAUUUGCAUGUGCCAUUUACGGUUCUACGAUACCUAUUAUCCUAGUUGUCUUGGUCGUCUUUUGGUACCACUGGCGAGAACGCAAGAUUCGAAGGGACUACCGGCUUUUGGGGUCAUUCCAUGACUCACGGUACCCUGAAUUCCACUUUGAUCCCGACUGCGAUGAUUGUGACUACAAAAAGGCCCAAAAGCUACGUGAACCCGUGAAGACCUGA
This is a messenger RNA of Ixodes scapularis (black-legged tick), 942 nucleotides long. Its product is annotated as oleosin-B6. The transcript has a single exon. The record is from RefSeq and is a predicted model, not a curated record. NCBI's taxonomy places the organism in Eukaryota, Metazoa, Arthropoda, Arachnida, Ixodida, Ixodidae. The coding region runs from base 1 to 942 and encodes 313 amino acids.